UAUUUGCAAAAUGGCUAUAAUUUUCGCGGCAUUAUCUCAAACCUUUUUAACAAUGAUCAUGCAACUUGUAAUAAUUUUAGCUAGUAUAAUAGCUCUUGCUGAAAAUAGAUGUUAUGACAAAUCUAAAGAUGAUGUAUUUAAAAACAAGAAAUUUUAUUCAUUUGCCUCAAAUUUGGGCAAGCAUGUUCAAGUGCCAACAACAUUAGAUUAUAGAAAUUUAAAUGGGAAAAAUUAUGUUAGUCCUACAAGAAAUCAACAUAUACCACAAUAUUGUGGUUCGUGCUGGGCCAUGGGUAGCACUUCAGCCCUCGCUGAUCGCAUAAACAUCCUCAAUAAUGGUUCCUGGCCCAGAGUUUACCUUUCUGUUCAAAACGUGAUCGAUUGCUCUGGGGCAGGAACUUGUGCCAGUGGAGGUGGCCAUUUAGGUGUCUAUAGCUAUGCCAAGGAUGCAGGAAUUCCAGACGAGACUUGUAACAAUUACCAAGCCAAGGAUCAAAAAUGUGAGACAUUCAAUCGUUGCGGUACUUGCGAGAAUCGUGAUAAAUGCUACCGACUCCAGGAGUACAAGGUUUGGAAAGUUGAGUCAUACGGUCCGGUUACUGGAUACAAUAAUAUGAAAGCCGAAAUCGCUCGUAAUGGACCAAUCAGUUGUGGUAUAAUGGUGACCGACAAGAUGGAAGCCUAUAUAGGAGGUGUGUACCAAGAAUUUAAUAAUAGGCCUGAGAUAAAUCACAUUUUAUCCGUAGCUGGUUGGGGAAUAGAGGGUGCUGGUGACAACACAACCGAAUACUGGAUUAUCAGAAAUUCUUGGGGAAGCGCUUGGGGUGAAAAUGGAUGGAUGAAAAUAGUCACUAGCAACGCCUUAAACGGCAGAGGAGGCGAUUACAACCUGGGAAUAGAAAACGAUUGUGCUUACGCUAUUCCCUAUCCCCAACCCGUGCCUUAUAAAGAACCUAGCAUUUUUUCAAAUGAGAUUUAAUUUUUUUUCUCUUAAAAAAUAAAUAAAAAUAACCAUUAUAUUUAAAUAUAGUGCCCAAAAUGGCUACGAUUUUUUUUUAAUAACCUUAAUCUUUAUACCCUAACCAUUCAAGACAGGAAUUUUAAUUUAAGAUUAAUUCAACACUUGAUUAAAAAAAUUCCAAGAUGAUUAAAUAAAUUUCUUUUCAUAUUUUCUCCGAUUAUAUUUGGUGCUCUCUUUGUGCCACACUUAACCAAUCCAUAUAUUUCUUUUAUGAAAAAAUAUACCUUAUAUAUUAAUAUGAUAUCGAAUUUUUUUUUGUUAAUCCCAAUAAAAUUAUUGUAUUUUAUAAAUAUAAUUUAUCUAUCUUGAUCUUGCCUGCUCAAUUUUAUAUAUA
Messenger RNA from Gordionus sp. m RMFG-2023, 1355 nucleotides. RefSeq names its product cathepsin Z-like. Gene Ontology annotation, cellular component: lysosome. The record is from RefSeq and is a predicted model, not a curated record. Bases 11 to 979 code for a protein of 322 amino acids. Lineage: Eukaryota; Metazoa; Nematomorpha; Gordioida; Chordodea; Parachordodidae. Gene Ontology annotation, molecular function: cysteine-type endopeptidase activity. The transcript is spliced from 7 exons.